AUGUCCAAAUCCUGGGAGGACCUUAAUCUUAUUUCCGAGUGCUUGCAGGGUAUCAAUCAUCUGGGCUUUGAGCGUCCUUUACCUAUCCAAUCUACUGUUGUGCCUCUCCUUCUAAGUCGCAAAGACGUUGCUGCUGAGGCGGUCACGGGGUCUGGCAAGACUCUUGCCUUCAUCAUACCAGUUUUAGAAAUUCUUGCAAAGCGCAAAGGUUCAUGGAAGACGCAUGAGGCAGGUUUUUUUGCCUUUCCUUGGGCACUCGUAACUGACGUUUUAUGCAUAAUACCUCUUGUUGAGCCCAGCAUCCUAACAGGGCCGUUUGUCCUUAAAUAUUUUAUGAACAAGUCUCCGGAGUGUGAUGACAUUCUAAUUGAUCAAAUUAUUGACAAUCAUGUUGUCUUAGUUACCAUGAGGUCAAUUCCUCCCAGGGACUUUUAUGGCCAAGGAAAUUGA
Messenger RNA from Hydatigera taeniaeformis, 450 nucleotides. Lineage: Eukaryota; Metazoa; Platyhelminthes; Cestoda; Cyclophyllidea; Taeniidae. The record is from the annotation of a GenBank genome assembly.